Molecule: messenger RNA, 393 nt
Organism: Dufourea novaeangliae
Lineage: Eukaryota; Metazoa; Arthropoda; Insecta; Hymenoptera; Halictidae
Gene: Pdf
Product: pigment-dispersing hormone peptides
Exons: 3
Coding region: 44-295 (83 amino acids)
Biological process (GO): response to light stimulus
Cellular component (GO): extracellular region
Molecular function (GO): hormone activity
Source: RefSeq, a predicted model, not a curated record
CAUUCGCGGGUAAUUGUUCGGCCGAGAGCAACAGGAUCAAGGUAUGGUUUCAAUGAAGCGCAUGAUCAUUCUGAUUGUGAUGUUGGGGAUCGUAAACGAGGCGUUCUGUACGAUCGAGGACUCGGAGAAGAAUCUUCUGGGCUUGAACAUUCCGUAUGGCAGAGGACUGGACGGGGAACUGCAGUUGGCUAGACUUCUGCUGUUACCGCAACGACUUUACCAUCCUAAACGCAAUUCCGAGCUCAUCAACUCACUGUUAGGCCUACCGAAAAAUAUGAACAACGCUGGAAAAUAAAAAUUCUCAGAUGAACCAUAUCGGAAACGGCAAUUUACGAUCAUAAUAGCAUUAGAUAUAGUUCAUGAAAAUCAAUCUCAACGGAACUACACUUUCUU